GCGAGGCGGGUGAUCCAGGUGCCGCGGCGCCGCAGACACCUUUGCGCAGACGCUCGCGGGGAGUGGCGAGGAGUGGAGUGCCCAGUCCGGCUCCAGAGACAACGCGCACCACCACGCCAGCCAGUUGUCCAGGACUGGUUUGGAACAAUAACAAGUCAUGAUGAUGUCUGUGCGCCUCUGCGUGGCUUUGGCGGUGCUCGCUGUUGCCAACGGAGUGCCGCCCAAAGCCAGCGACGUCGGAUGGGUGGUGCUCAACUCGGGGGUCAACUUGCCCGUCGUGGGGCUCGGCACGUGGCAGGUGACCGAUGACCGCGAGCUGGAGCAGGCCCUGGACGCCGCCCUGGAGGCCGGCUACCGCCACAUCGACACGGCCACCAUCUACCGCAACGAGCACCUGAUCGGCAAGGUGCUCAAGCGGUGGCUGUCGGAGGGCAAGGUGAAGCGCGAGGAACUGUUCAUCACCACCAAGCUCCCCGUCUACGGGAUGAGGCCUGCCGACGUGCCGUACUUCCUCAACGAGUCCCUCACCAAGCUUCAGCUGGACUACGUCGACAUGUACCUCAUCCACAUGCCGUUCGCCGUUAAGCGCGAGGCGUACAACAAUGGCCGCAUCGACGCCAACGGCACCGACCUCACCACGGACCACCUGGCCAUCUGGAAGGCCAUGGUGGCCGAGAAGGAGGCCGGGCGCGCCAAGGCCCUGGGCGUGUCCAACUUCAACGAGACCCAGAUCGAGCGCAUCAUCAAGAACAGCCCCGUGCCGCCCGCCAACCUGCAGGUCGAGCUGCACCUGUACCACCAGCAGAAGCCCCUCAUCAGGUUCUGCAGGAAGAACAACAUCGCCGUGACGGCGUACUCGCCCAUCGGCAGCCCCGGCUCCAAGUGGCUGACGCUGUUGUCAGGGAAGGAACUUCCCGACCUGUUGAACCAGCCCGAUGUCAAGGCCAUCGCCCAGAAGCACAACAAGACCCCCGCACAGGUACUCCUGCGCCACACCGUGCAGUGGGGCGUCGCCGUCAUCCCCAAGAGCUCCAACCCCAAGCGCAUCCGCGAGAACAUCGACAUUUUCGACUUCAGCUUGGACGGCAAGGACGUCGCCACCCUGGACGCCCUGGACAAGGGCCUCGACGGCCAGCUGUUCGACAUGAAGCACAUCGGGGGGUCGGAGAGCCACCCCGAGUACCCCUGGACGGCACUACUUGACAAGCCAGUCGCCUAACCGCAUACCAUUGCAGAGCAACCCAACAACCCGACAGUUGCACUCUACAUCAUUUGUACCCAAAAUGAAGUAACAAUAAAUUGAAUCAAUACAC
Messenger RNA from Thrips palmi, 1313 nucleotides. RefSeq names its product aldo-keto reductase family 4 member C10-like. The transcript is spliced from 8 exons. Gene Ontology annotation, cellular component: cytosol. The coding region runs from base 158 to 1219 and encodes 353 amino acids. Gene Ontology annotation, molecular function: aldose reductase (NADPH) activity. The record is from RefSeq and is a predicted model, not a curated record. NCBI's taxonomy places the organism in Eukaryota, Metazoa, Arthropoda, Insecta, Thysanoptera, Thripidae.